GCAGGGACGAGUUAGCAGCUAGCUCUAUACUUCCAUAGUUCCAUAUAGAAAAACAGCUUGGUUGCUGCAUAGGGCAAGAAGCUAGGCAGCAGCCAUGGCCGUCGUCGAAGAUGGUGUUAACGCCGAUCAGUAUACACAAGACGGGACAGUCGAUCUGAAAGGAAACCCUGUUCUUAGAUCCAAGAGAGGUGGAUGGACUGCUUGCUCCUUUGUUGUUGUUUAUGAGGUAUUUGAACGAAUGGCCUACUAUGGCAUAUCGUCGAAUUUGGUCGUGUAUUUGACGAAGAAGCUUCACCAAGGCACAGUCACCUCUGCUAACAACGUCACCAACUGGGUUGGCACCAUUUGGAUUACUCCUAUUUUGGGUGCAUACAUUGCUGAUGCUCAUCUCGGUCGUUACUGGACGUUCCUUAUCGCUUGUAUCAUCUAUCUAUCGGGAAUGUCUGUACUAACCCUGGCAGUGUCACUUCCUGCUUUGAAACCUCCAAAAUGCCUCGAGGCCAAUGUCGAAAACUGCAAGAAGGCCUCCACAUUACAGUUAGCUGUGUUCUACGGUGCACUCUACACUCUGGCUAUUGGAACAGGAGGGACAAAACCUAAUAUCUCAACCAUUGGAGCAGACCAAUUUGAUGACUUUGAUCCUAAGGAGAAGGCUCACAAGCUCUCCUUCUUCAACUGGUGGAUGUUCAGCAUCUUCUUUGGCACACUCUUCGCCAACACAUUCCUUGUCUACAUUCAAGACAAUGUGGGCUGGACCUUGGGAUAUGGGCUUCCAACUCUUGGGCUUCUCAUUUCCAUCUUGAUCUUCUUGGCUGGCACACCCUUUUAUAGACACAAGGUGCCUUCUGGAAGUCCAUUUACAAGAAUGGCUAAAGUCAUAGUGGCUGCAAUAAAGAAAUGGAAGGUGAAACUUCCUAGUGACCCCAAGGAGCUCUAUGAGCUUCAGUUGGACGAGUAUGCAACUAAAGGAAAAUUCAGGAUUGAUUCUACACCAAGCAUAAGGUUCCUCAACAAGGCUGCUGUGAAAACAGCCUCAACUAGUCCAUGGAUGCUAUGCUCAGUUACUCAAGUAGAGGAGACGAAGCAAAUGAUGAGAAUGAUCCCAAUCUUGAUUGCCACAUUCGUUCCAAGCACUAUGAUUGCACAACACAAUACUUUGUUUGUCAAACAAGGCACCACCCUCGACCGAAGAGUUGGAAACUUCAAGAUUCCCCCUGCAAGUUUAGCUGGAUUUAUAACCUUAUCCAUGCUCAUCAAUGUCGUGCUCUACGAUCGGUUCUUUGUCAAGUUCGUGCGAAAGUUUACAAAGAAUCCUAGAGGAAUCUCUCUGCUUCAAAGAAUGGGAAUUGGAAUGAUUAUCCACAUUUUCAUCAUGGUAAUUGCAUCUCUAAUUGAGAGGUAUCGACUAAAUGUUGCCAAGGAACAUGGGGUAGUCGAAAGUGGAGGACAGGUUCCUCUAACCAUACUGGUUUUGCUUCCUCAAUUUGUUCUUAUGGGAGCAGCGGAUGCAUUUCUAGAGGUUGCAAAGAUUGAGUUCUUCUAUGAUCAAGCCCCUGAAAGCAUGAAGAGUCUUGGGACUUCUUAUUCCAUGACCACUUUGGGAAUGGGAAACUUUCUCAGUAGUUUCCUUCUUUCGACAGUUUCUCACAUCACCAAAAAGCAUGGUCACAAAGGAUGGAUACUCGACAACUUGAAUGCUUCUCAUCUUGACUACUAUUACGCAUUUUUUGCCAUACUAAACGUCUUAAACUUCAUUUUCUUCUUCUUUAUGACUAAGAUGUAUGUAUACAAGGCUGAAAUUUCGGAUUCAAUCAAAGUGCUCACGGAAGAAUUGAAGGAGACAAGUAUGUACAGGCUACCAAAUCAAGAAGAUAUGUCCAAGAGAUAGGCUAGCUCAAGUAAGUAACUUAUUUGAUAGAAAUUGAAGCUGCUUGCUUUUACUUUAGGGGUGUAUGUUUGAUGUUUUACCACACUAGGUAGACAAACACAUAAUUUAUUGUGAAUGCUUGAGUGUUGUUUAUAGUUUUACUAGUUAAUCAGAAAUGAUGGAAUAUAUUGCACUUUUUGUGUUUAGUGGAGCAUGUGUUGUGGCGAAAUAAAAGCUGGUGUAUCAUAAACCAUAAUUGAUCAUUUUUAUUAAGUGGGAGAUUGUGAGUUCGACUCAUG
This is a messenger RNA of Fragaria vesca subsp. vesca, 2166 nucleotides long. Its product is annotated as peptide transporter PTR3-A-like. Gene Ontology annotation, molecular function: dipeptide transmembrane transporter activity; tripeptide transmembrane transporter activity. Gene Ontology annotation, cellular component: membrane. Bases 95 to 1888 code for a protein of 597 amino acids. Gene Ontology annotation, biological process: dipeptide transport; transmembrane transport. The transcript has 4 exons. Lineage: Eukaryota; Viridiplantae; Streptophyta; Magnoliopsida; Rosales; Rosaceae. The record is from RefSeq and is a predicted model, not a curated record.